Molecule: messenger RNA, 670 nt
Organism: Orycteropus afer afer
Lineage: Eukaryota; Metazoa; Chordata; Mammalia; Tubulidentata; Orycteropodidae
Gene: FABP5
Product: fatty acid binding protein 5
Biological process (GO): fatty acid transport
Cellular component (GO): cytosol; nucleus
Molecular function (GO): fatty acid binding
Source: RefSeq, a predicted model, not a curated record
CACGCUCUCCCGCAGGACCCUCCUUUGCCCACUGUGCACUCCGGCUCGUCCGCCCCCACCAUGGCCACCGUUGAACAGCUGGUAGGAAGAUGGCGCCUGGUAGACAGCAAAGGCUUUGAUGAAUACAUGAAGGAAGUAGGAGUGGGAGUGGCUCUGCGAAAAAUGGGCGCAAUGGCCAAGCCAGAUUGUGUCAUCUCAUGUGAUGGCAAAGCCCUCACCAUAAAAACAGAGAGCACUUUGAAAACAACACAGUUUUCUUGUAACCUGGGAGAAAAGUUUGAAGAAACUACAGCUGAUGGCAGAAAAACUCAGACUGUCUGCAACUUUACAGACGGUACUUUGGUUCAACACCAGGAGUGGGAUGGGAAAGAAAGCACAAUAACAAGAAAAUUGCAAGAUGGGAAAUUAGUGGUGGAAUGUGUUAUGAACAAUAUCACCUGCACUCGGAUCUAUGAAAAAGUAGAAUAAAUAGCCCAUCAUCACUUUGGAUAGGAGUUAGCUGUGAGAAUGAACAAGCUCAGUUCAAUGAGCAAAUCUCAUACUGCUUUUUUGUCCUUCAUUACUGUGUUCAAUUAUUUCUAUCACAAACAUUUUACAUGCAACUAUUUCAAAGUAUUGGUUUAAUUAGGAUCAUCCCUUUGGUUAGUAAAUAAAUGUGUUUGUGCUAAUA